AUGGCCAAGCCAGUGUCCAUUGAGGUAUGGAACCCAAGUGGAAAAUACAGGGUUGUGAGCACAAAACCAAUGCCUGGGACUCGUUGGAUUAAUCUUCUCAUUCAGAAUGAUUGUCGCCUUGAAAUAUGUACCGAGAAGAAAACGAUACUGUCAGUUGAAGACAUCAUUGCUUUGAUUGGUGAUAAGUGCGAUGGAGUUAUAGGACAGUUGACUGAAGACUGGGGAGAAGAAUUGUUCUCUGCUUUGAGCAAAGCUGGAGGCAAAGCUUUCAGUAACAUGGCUGUUGGUUAUAACAAUGUGAAUGUUGACGCUGCAAACAAGUAUGGUGUUGCUGUUGGAAACACUCCUGGUGUGCUCACUGAGACAACAGCAGAGUUAGCAGCUUCACUGUCUUUGGCAGCUGCUAGAAGGAUAGUUGAGGCUGAUGAGUUCAUGAGGGGAGGAUUAUAUGAUGGAUGGCUACCUCAUUUAUUUGUUGGAAACUUGCUCAAGGGACAAACUGUUGGUGUAAUUGGAGCUGGUCGUAUUGGAUCCGCUUAUGCAAGAAUGAUGGUGGAAGGGUUCAAGAUGAACCUAAUCUACUUUGACCUCUACCAAGCCACACGACUAGAAAAGUUUGUUACAGCUUAUGCUGCAUUCUUGAAAGCAAGUGGUGAGACCCCAGUGGCAUGGAAAAGGGCAUCAACCAUGGAUGAGGUCCUCCAGGAGGCAGAUGUAAUUAGUCUUCAUCCUGUGUUGGAUAAAACCACCUAUCAUCUAGUCAACAAGGAAAGACUUGCUAAGAUGAAGAAGGAAGCAAUUCUUAUAAAUUGCAGUAGAGGGCCUGUUAUUGAUGAAGCUGCACUAGUGGAGCAUUUGAAACAGAAUCCAAUGUUUCGAGUAGGCCUUGAUGUGUUUGAGGAAGAGCCCUACAUGAAACCCGGGCUUGCAGAGUUGAAGAAUGCCAUUGUGGUACCUCACAUUGCAUCAGCGUCCAAGUGGACCCGUGAGGGAAUGGCAACACUUGCAGCUCUAAACGUGCUGGGUAAGAUUAAAGGGUACCCAGUUUGGUUUGAUGCCAACAGGGUGGAACCAUUCCUCAAUGAGAAUGCUAGACCACCAUCUGCAUGCCCAAGCAUUGUCAAUGCAAAAGCUCUGGGUUUGCCAAGUUCAAAGCUAUAA
Sphenostylis stenocarpa is the source of this 1161-nucleotide messenger RNA. Lineage: Eukaryota; Viridiplantae; Streptophyta; Magnoliopsida; Fabales; Fabaceae. The record is from the annotation of a GenBank genome assembly.